ACUUGUGGCAGUCCCGCGCCUGAGGGGAAGCAUAUGCUUAACUCAGCCAGAGACAAACGGACCAGAAGAUGAUACUGAAGCUGUGCGACAACUAGAUGAAAAUUCUCCAACAAAACAGAAGGCGAGAGGCGAGCUACAAGGCGAAGAGUUGAGCUGCCGGAAAACCAGGUUUCAAGAAGAUCUGAAGAACAGAAAAACGUCGAGAAAACAAGCAAUGGAAAACUGAAUCAAAUAAAAAUAAGCAAGAGGGCGGUGAAGACGACACUCUGUUGACAGACGAGCAUCAGUGAUCACUGGGAUCAUCCAAGAAAAGCCUAAGAAACAUGGCGUGUCAGGCGUUUGGCGCUGAAGCUUUCACUCCCCUGGCAGGAGACUCACAUUUGCCAAUCCUCAUGCACCAUGGCUCUGCCAGUGACUGCCUGCCAACCACCUCCCACGCCCACAGCAUGGUCUCUGCAGUUUCAUCGGGGCUGUCCCUUGGUCCGACCACCAAGCGUUCCCACAUGCACCUAUCCACUUCUUCUCUUGGGAAUGCUCUCGGUAAUGGCCCCCCAAGCUUACAUUACCCAGUCACCCCCUGCCACUACAGCAACCAGCAGACCACCUAUGGCAUGAUGACAGCACAGGAGAUGCUCUCAGCCAGCAUAUCUCAGACUCGCAUCCUGCAGACCUGCGGCGUCCCUCACCCUAACAUGGUGAGUGGUGCCACCCCACUGCAAGGAUCUCUGACUCCCUGCAUUUAUAAGUUUCCGGACCAUGGGUUAAGUAGCAGUUCGUGUGCUAUUAGCCAUGGUUUCUCCUCGCUGCCUAUCCUUUCGGCAGACGAGGCCCCUGGAGGCCCCAGCCUCGAGGUGAAAACCGACGCCCAAAGAAAGAGCAUGCGGGACCCAGAGGAUGUUCCUACCAUGGAUUCCCCGCAAAUACGAGAGCUGGAAAUGUUUGCGAACGACUUCAAAAUACGCAGGAUCAAGCUUGGCUACACUCAGACUAAUGUAGGCGAGGCUCUCGCUGCAGUGCACGGCUCAGAGUUCAGCCAGACCACGAUCUGCCGCUUUGAAAAUUUGCAGCUCAGCUUUAAGAACGCCUGCAAACUCAAGGCCAUUCUGGCUAAAUGGCUGGACGAAGCCGAGCUGGCUGGUGCUUUGUACAAUGAUAAAAUAGGAAUGAAUGAGCGGAAGAGGAAAAGAAGAACAACUAUCAGUCUUGGAGCUAAAGAGGCCCUGGAGCGCAGCUUUAUUGAGAAGAGUAAGCCCUCCUCUCAGGAAAUAGCCCGUAUAGCCAAAGGCCUUCAUCUGGAGAAGGAAGUGGUCAGAGUCUGGUUCUGCAACAGACGUCAACGAGAAAAACGUGUCAAGACAAGCCUCAAUCUGAGCUCCUGUUUGACCAAAGUCAGUGCAAACUGCAUUGCACAAAUGGGUAAAAUACAAAGACCAGUCAUGUAACCGAAGGCUGAGAUAAAGCGUGUCUAAAACCACAGCAUGUGAGAACACAUUAUUUUCAAAUGAUAUGUCGCAAAGCAAUAAUUUUAGUGAGAUGUGGCAGAAGAAUAUGUCAAAUUAACAUUAAACAGCUAUGACGAAAUGCUACAAAAGAAAAGAAAUAUCACACUCUAUUGUGCAAAAAGGAAAAUUCAUGUCAGCCCAGUGAAUCAAAAGCAAAGCAUUCCAGGCAUUUUUCUGCAAAA
Menidia menidia (Atlantic silverside) is the source of this 1684-nucleotide messenger RNA. NCBI's taxonomy places the organism in Eukaryota, Metazoa, Chordata, Actinopteri, Atheriniformes, Atherinopsidae. The record is from the annotation of a GenBank genome assembly.